AUGAAUCAAAGAAGAAGAAAAUCAACUUUGGAAAAUCUUUUGAGGCUCGGAAAUAUUCUUUUCGCACAAAACACCCACGAUCAACGCUUGAUACGAAAAGAAUGGAAAAGAAAUAUGGCGCAUGGCUUGGCGUCGGUCAGUCGUCAUGGCGUCGGUGCAGCACCAGCGCCACCAACCUUAGAUCCCACUUUGUACCGAACUAAAACGUGGGACCGACCGGCCUUUGUUUCCUUCUCUCAAAUUAUGCAGUCACGCAUGGAGAAGCAAGCCAGACUCUCUGGGCAAAUUUCUCGUACUCACGACAAUACCAAAAGGCUCGGUCAAGCAAAUAUAACUCAAGGAGUACUUGAAGCCCGACUUCAGGCACUCGAAGAAAAAUGGAGACAAUUCCAAAAUGAUCACGAUAAAAUUGAAAAUGAAGCAUCAAGCGACGACAUGAAAAUGAGGUACUUUACAGAAGAUUUUUUCUCAACAACGGAAGAAAUUUAUCUCACGCAAAAAGGAAAGUUAUUGGACUAUCUUCGUGUAUUUGUUGACAGACCUCCCGAAGUUGCAAGAAAUGACCCCAUUCCAAUAGUACGACAAUCACUGCCAAAAAUCAAUAUCCCAAAAUUCUCGGGAGACUUUACCGAAUGGCUAAACUUUCGCGAUCUCUUCAAGUCUAUGGUGAUUGACGCACCGUUGUCGCCAAUAGAGCGAAUGCACUAUCUAAAAACUAAUCUAACAAAGGAAGCCUCUUCCCUAAUUGCUUCAGUGCCUUCCACUGCUGACAAUUUUGAAGUCGCGUGGCAGCUUCUUUCCUCUAGAUAUGACAAAACUCGCUUAUUAACCAAUGCUCAAAUUGCUAGCCUUUUCUCACUCCCAGCUAUGACCUCGGAGUCCUCCUCGGAUCUGAAGGUCCUCUACAACGGAACCUCCAAUGCACUCGGUGCAUUGAGGGCAUUAGGACGCCCCGUUGACAAUUGCGACGAUUUUAUCGUGUAUAUGACAGUGCAAAAGUUAGAUAAGCAAUCUCGGCGCGAGUGGGAAGCCUCUGUCGGAGCAAAAAAGGAACCAUCUACUUUCAAGGAACUGCAAUCCUUUCUCGAGAAUCGCAUUUGCUCCAUCGAGGCCCUCGAAGGAGCGACAAAACCUCGCGAAAGCUCAGCAUCUACGAAAACCGCACCCUCAAGCAUUGUUCGUAACUCGAAAAAACCAUCCAGCUCGUCGCCUCAUCAGGGAGUCAAAUCUCACGUAUCAAGCACCUCUCCAACCAAUCAGAAAUGCGCUUUAUGCCAAGAAGGACAUUUCGUUCUCUUCUGCGAAGCCUUUCGUGCUAAAACGGCUGAAGACCGAAAGUCCUUCGUGCUAGAAAACAAAUUGUGCCUAAACUGCCUUGGGCACCACUACGCUCGCGACUGUCGUUCUCGUAAAACGUGUCAAGCCUGCAAGGGCAAGCAUCAUACCACUCUUCAUGACUCUUACUCAUCACCGGCUACAACGGUCAACUCAAUUGGUGCUAAGCAACCACCUGAGAGACCAACUACCUCGACGUCAACUCAACUCGCAACUCACAACGCUGAAGCACCAAGAGCUGCAUCAACUCGCAUUCUUCUUGCCACUGCUCUCGUCGACGUCUCGACUUCAAGCGAUAACAAAUUUUUAGUGCGCGCGCUCAUCGACCAAGGGUCUGAAGCAACAUUUAUCUCCGAAUCUCUCGCUCAACGAAUGAAUGUCGCGCGAUCAUCCACGUCGGUAAUUAUUACUGGCAUAGGAGCCAACGCUGCUACGACAUCACGAGGAUCUGUUUCUCUCUGGCUAACGUCUCGCGUAAAUUCGGACUUUAAGUGUCAAGUGAGCGCCCUCGUUCUCCCGAAAUUGACAGCCUAUCAACCACCGAGUCUCAUACUGACAUCACGAUGGAAGCACCUUGAUGGCCUCCCUUUAGCUGACCCAGACUAUUCUUCAACACGUCCCAUUGAGCUAUUACUUGGUGCUGACGUUUACGCACAACUAAUUCUCGAUGGAGUGCGAAAGGGAAACGCUAAUACUCCGGUGGCUCAAAACACGCAAUUAGGCUGGAUAAUCUCUGGCCAAAUUGCAGCAAACUCGCCUAAUUGCCUACCACUGAACAGCAUGCAAAUCUCGCUCGACAAUUCUCUUUCUUUAUCUCUCCAGCGAUUCUGGGAACAAGAAGAGAUGGCACCUCCGCAUCCGAGUCUUCGUCCAGACGAAGCCGAAUGCGAAAAUCAUUUCAUCAACACACACUCUCGUGAGCAAGAUGGUAGAUACACAGUACGUCUACCUCUAAAGAAACCUCUUGACUCUCUAGGUGACUCCUACAUUCCGGCAACGAAAAUGCUACACCGAAUGGAACAUCGCUUCUCACAGGACACCAAAUUCUUCGAAGCCUACUCUGCCUUCAUGACAGAGUAUGAAACUCUAAACCACAUGGAAGUCAUUUCGUCAACGAGCUCAAUACCAAAAACGUCCUACUAUCUACCGCAUCACGGUGUAAUGCGAGAGUCAAGUACUACUACAAAGCUUCGAGUCGUUUUCAACGGAUCGCAGAAAACUAACGCCGGACAUUCUCUAAAUGAUCAUCUUCACGUGGGCCCAAAGAUUUUGCCUGAACUCGUCAGCAUCUUACUUCGAUGGAGAGCGCACGCAGUCGUGUUUUCCGCCGAUAUGGAAAAAAUGUAUAGACAAGUAUUGGUGCAUGAAGAGGAUCGUGAUCUUCAACGAAUUUGCUGGAGAAAGGACUCCUCAUUGGAAAUUAAUACUUACCGUCGUCGCACGGUAACGUACGGCCUCACGUGUGCUCCCUUCCUCGCAAUAAGAGUGCUCCGUCAACUCGCUCAUGAUGAAAGGGAUCGCUUCCCAAUUGGAGCCUCAGCACUUUCAAGCGACGUCUACGUCGAUGACGUUUUAUCUGGUGCUGACGACAUCACCAGUGCCUUGAUCAAGCAAAACGAAUUAAUCGAGUUGCUCAAGGCGGGCGGUUUCACUUUACGGAAAUGGACCUCAAACACUCCAGAACUUCUUGAACAUCUAACGCCUGAAGUCAGAGCCACGACAACGUCGAUCGUCUGGCAACCGGAAACCUUCCACAUGCUGGGGCUAUCAUGGCAAUCGAGCAGUGACUCUUUUCUUUUCCAGUUAAACACUACCAAGCUUCAGCAUCCUCUAACAAAAAGAAAUGUGUUGUCGCGUAUUGCUCAACUCUUCGACCCGCUCGGAUGGCUAGCACCAGUUGUUAUACUCGCAAAAAUAUUCAUGCAAUCCCUGUGGCUGCUUAAACUCGAAUGGGAUGACGCUUUACCUGACGAACAAGUCAACCGUUGGAUCGAAAUUCAUUCAGAUCUACCAGCAAUCUCGAAUUUCCGCAUUCCUCGAUGGCUCGGAUUAAACUCAUCGCAACAGACUGUCGAGCUUCAUGGUUUCGGGGACGCGUCACAGCUUGCUUAUGCUGCUGUAAUGUAUUUGCGCAUUAUUCGUGAUGGACAAUCUUCGGUUACUCUCGUAUCGUCCAAAACGAAAGUCGCUCCGGUCAAACAAGUUUCCCUGCCGCGAUUAGAACUUUGUGCUGCUAACCUCGUCACGCGACUAGCUAAAACUAUCCUUGCUAUGCUCAAACUCGAUUGUCCGGUUCACCUUUGGUCAGACUCGACGAUAACACUUGCGUGGAUACGUGCACACCCGACCAAGUGGACAACCUACGUAGCUAAUCGUGUAGCUGACAUUCAACUUGCUCUCCCGAAUGCUAUUUGGCACCACGUUGAAUCAGCAAGCAAUCCGGCAGAUUGCGCAUCUCGAGGAGUUCUCGCAUCGGACCUUCAAGACCACUCUCUCUGGUGGAGAGGCCCUGAAUGGUUGCACGAAGAUGCUAACAACUGGCCGUCCAGUCCUCGUAAACCUCCGAAUGAUCUUCCAGAAACUCGUUUAACGUCUCACGCCGUCGCCGAACAAAUUGACGAGCCAUACCAUCUCCUCACCAAGUACUCGAACUUGACAAGGUUAUCAAGAAUCACUGCUUGGUGUUGUCGUGUCAAUCUCACAAAAAAUGGGCAACUUCUCCAACUGAGCCCCCUUCUCGACGACAAAGGUCAUCUCCGCGUGGGCGGACGGCUAAAAAACUCACUUCUCGAUCCUGAUGAGAAACACCCUUACAUUCUACCAAGCCGAUCUCCAUUGACUAAGUUACUCAUCGAACAUUAUCAUAAGGAAACUCUUCACGGCGGAGUGCAGCUCACUCUCGCCACCCUCCGACAACGAUACUGGGUGAUUGGUGGUCGCACUGCAGUGAAAGCGGUCAUACACAGAUGUCUUAUUUGCGUGCGACACCGAGCUACGACAGCGACUCAAAUCAUGGGAAAUCUUCCGAAGGCUCGAGUCACCCGAGCUCGACCCUUCCUCCACUCUGGAGUAGAUUACGCUGGUCCAAUCUACCUUCAAACUGCGAAAGGAAGGGGACACAAAUCGUACAAGGCUUACAUUGCCGUGUUCGUUUGCUUUUCGACAAGAGCGGUACACCUUGAAGCCGUAUCCGACUACACCACUGAUAGCUUCUUGGCGGCAUUCCGGCGAUUUGUUUCGCGCAGAGGAAAGUGCGCUACACUUACAAGUGAUUGCGGAACAAAUUUUGUAGGAGCAGACGCUGAACUACGAGCUCUCCUUGCUACUACUUCUGCUGAAUCCGAGAAAAUCGCGAAUAUUCUCGCCAACGAUGGAACGUUGUGGAAGUUUAACCCCCCAGCGGCUCCGCACUUCGGCGGACUCUGGGAAGCAGCGGUGAAAUCGACAAAACAUCAUCUUCGACGAGUGCUAGGCGAGAACACCUUGACUUUCGAGGAAAUGACUACACUACUGACACAAGUGGAAGCUUGUCUCAACUCUCGUCCACUCCAAGCUCUCACAGACGAUCCUGACGAUCUGUCAGCGCUCACGCCAGCUCAUUUUUUAAUAGGUGAACCCCUCACUGCCGUCCCGGAACCGUCUCUCGUCAACUUACCUCACUCACGCCUAUCAAGAUUUCAGCUCAUUCAGCAAAUGCAACGUCACUUCUGGAAUCGAUGGUCAUCUGAGUAUCUGCAUACUCUGCAGUCCCGGCACAAGUGGCAACAACCUCAGCCUUCUCUGCAAAUCGGUGACCUCGUUCUUAUAAAAAACGAACAAUUACCACCGACUAAGUGGCCUUUAGCUCGUGUCACUAACGUUCAUUCGGGAGAAGAUAAAAAAAUCCGCGUUGCUACUGUUAAGACAGCAACAUCAUCAUUAACUCGCCCAGUUGUGAAGCUUUGCCCUUUACUCAAAAGUGACGAAGCCCAAUAA
Messenger RNA from Diprion similis, 5310 nucleotides. RefSeq lists its product as uncharacterized. Gene Ontology annotation, biological process: proteolysis; DNA integration. The record is from RefSeq and is a predicted model, not a curated record. The coding region runs from base 1 to 5310 and encodes 1769 amino acids. Lineage: Eukaryota; Metazoa; Arthropoda; Insecta; Hymenoptera; Diprionidae. The transcript is spliced from 4 exons. Gene Ontology annotation, molecular function: aspartic-type endopeptidase activity; nucleic acid binding.